UGGACUCCGGGUCCCCGAGGGGCGGGGCUGGGGUCCCCCUCCUGGCUGAAGGAGGAGGGAUGGGGGUCAGGUUGCUGGGUCCCUGGCCUGGGGAGGGUUCCGGGGACCGGACGUCGGGGUUCUUAGAAGGGGAGAUGAGUUUUCACCAUAACUGGGGCUCACGCAGGAAGCCCGAGGGAGUAGGAGGCGGAAACUUAGCCACAUCAAGGAGCCAAGGGAGGGGUGGGGAGGUGAAGGGGCGGGUGAGGAAGGGGUUGGGGUGUGAGGGUCUGAGACUCCCUCUUCUGUCCCUUCCAAGAUCUGGCCAUAGGCAUGAGGGGCCUUCGGCCGAGAUGAUAGUGCUGGUGCCAGCCUGGAGCCCAACUGUGCGUAUACCCAGGGGACAAGCCGGGGGAAAGGCAGAGCAGUACCAAGAUGGGCAGAGCUGAGAGAACAGAUGGACAGAGGUGGGGGACAUGGACAGGGACCUCCCUGCUGCUCCUGCUGCUGCUCAGCCCCGGCCUGCGCGGGACCCCCGACUGCUCCUUCAGCCACAGCCCCGUCUCCUCCACCUUCGCAGUCACCAUCCGCAAGCUGUCCGAUUACCUGCUUCAGGACUACCCAGUCACGGUCGCCUCCAACCUGCAGGACGACGAGCUCUGUGGAGCCUUCUGGCAUCUGAUCCUGGCCCAGCGCUGGAUGGAACGGCUCAAAGCUGUGGCCGGGUCCCAGAUGCAAAUCCUGCUGGAGGCUGUCAACACGGAGAUACACUUUGUCACCUUAUGUGCCUUCCAGCCCCUCCCCAGCUGUCUUCGCUUCGUCCAGACCAACAUCUCCCACCUCCUGCAGGACACCUCCAAGCAGCUGACGGCCUUGAAGCCCUGGAUCACUCGCAGGAAUUUCUCGGGGUGCCUGCAGCUGCGGUGUCAGCCGGACUCUUCCACGCUGCUCCCCCCAAGGAGCCCUGGGGCCUUGGAGGCCACAGCCCUGCCGGCCCCCCAGGCCCCUCUGCUGCUCCUCGUGCUGCUGCUGCCCGUGGGUCUCCUGCUGAUGUCCACUGUCUGGUGCCUGCACUGGCGAAGGAGGAGGCGGAGGACGCCCUACCCUGGGGAGCAGAUGAGUCUGCAGAGGACACUGAGGCCCAGCGAGACGAGUCACCUGCCAGAGGACACAGAGCUGGGACUCGGAGGAAGUCAGCUAGAGACUGGUCCCUUCCUCGACGGCGCUGCCCCGCUCACUCUCUCCCCAGGAUGGAGGCAACGCCAGUCCCCAACGCCAGCCCCAGCCCCACCUAUCCCCCUCUGUACAAAGUCCUUGUCCCCAGGAAAUUGUAUAUAAAUCAUCCUUUUCUACCA
Zalophus californianus (California sea lion) is the source of this 1334-nucleotide messenger RNA. RefSeq names its product fms related receptor tyrosine kinase 3 ligand (gene FLT3LG). Gene Ontology annotation, cellular component: cell surface; membrane. Lineage: Eukaryota; Metazoa; Chordata; Mammalia; Carnivora; Otariidae. The record is from RefSeq and is a predicted model, not a curated record. Gene Ontology annotation, biological process: positive regulation of cell population proliferation. The coding region runs from base 415 to 1317 and encodes 300 amino acids. Gene Ontology annotation, molecular function: cytokine activity; receptor tyrosine kinase binding. The transcript is spliced from 7 exons.